AUGGCUUGGGUGAGGGUGGGUGUUGCUAACAUGAUUGAUCUCUGGAGUGUCACUCACUUAGCCGAUCACAUCAGCUGGAAGGAGUUAGUGCCAGCACAACAUCACCUUGGAGUGCCAGCACAACAUCACCUUGGAGUGCCAGCACAACAUCACCUUGGAGUGCCAGCACAACAUCACCUUGGAGUGCCAGCACAACAUCACCUUGGAGUGCCAGCACAACAUCACCUUAGAGUGCCAGCACAACAUCACCUUAGAGUGCCAGCACAACAUCACCUUAGAGUGCCAGCACAACAUCACCUUAGAGUGCCAGCACAACAUCACCUUAGAGUGCCAGCACAUCACCUUAGAGUGCCAGCACAACAUCACCUUAGAGUGCCAGCACAACAUCACCUUAGAGUACCAGCACAACAUCAUCUUAGAGUGCCAGCACAACAUCACCUUAGAGUGCCAGCACAACAUCACCUUAGAGUGCCAGCACAACAUCACCUUAGAGUGCCAGCACAACAUCACCUUAGAGUGCCAGCACAACAUCACCUUAGAGUACCAGCACAACAUCACCUUAGAGUACCAGCACAACAUCACCUUAGAGUGCCAGCACAACAUCACCUUAGAGUGCCAGCACAACAUCACCUUAGAGUGCCAGCACAACAUCACCUUAGAGUGCCAGCACAACAUCACCUUAGAGUACCAGCACAACAUCACCUUAGAGUACCAGCACAACAUCACCUUAGUGUGCCAGCACAACAUCACCUUAGAGUGCCAGCACAACAUCACCUUGGAGUGCCAGCACAACAUCACCUUGGAGUGCCAGCACAACAUCACCUUAGUGUGCCAGCACAACAUCACCUUAGAGUGCCAGCACAACAUCACCUUGGAGUGCCAGCACAACAUAGGGGAUGCAUAGCACCAUAG
Messenger RNA from Saccoglossus kowalevskii, 912 nucleotides. Its product is annotated as histidine-rich glycoprotein-like. NCBI's taxonomy places the organism in Eukaryota, Metazoa, Hemichordata, Enteropneusta, Harrimaniidae. The record is from RefSeq and is a predicted model, not a curated record.